AUCAGGAAAAACGAUUUCCUCGCUUAGUAGAGAAGCUGUGUCUCAAGUAUCUAUCGUGGAUGUAACGAACUUCAGUGAAUAGUUCGAAGCCUCGAACAGUGAAAAGCCAGUUUUCAAAAUCAGUGUUUUGUGGUGAUUCAGGAUUAUGCUGACUUUUGAUAACUAAGAUUUGGUUGUUCCCGACGCGACACAACUCUCAUUCGUCAUGCACCCUCCGCGGUCGAGGAGCGGGUGCGCGGGCGCAGCGCAGGUGACUUAGGCGAUGCGCGAACCGCUCUGGUGACAGACACCAUGCCGGCACCGAUCGCCGUAUACAUCACCUCCUUCGUUGUUUUUUGGCUAUGUGUGAACGCGGACGAAGCGCCGUCGCUGGCGGUGCCGCGUCCGGCGAACGACACGGCGGACCCGCCGGACCUCCGAUCGCCGGUCGGCCGUGUGCCGCCGUACCAGCCGCCGGCCAUCGGGCCCGUGCCGAUGCAAGCCCCGGGUUUCCGCCAACACAACCCCUACACUCGUGUUGAACCUUGGCACCAUCGCCCUGUAGUGGACAAGGACGCCUAUGUUGUGGCAGAGGAUAUCGAAGACCACGAGGACGACGGCGGCUGCCAUCUGCCGUGCCUCAAACAACAGUUUUCAUGCCAGAUCUCCUGCACUUGCAUACCGCUGGAGAAGCGUUGUGACGGCAUAGCCGACUGCGCAGAAGCAGAAGACGAAGCAAACUGCGCGAGAUCAUGCGACGAGCGAGAGAACCGGACUAUCUGUCCGAACACCAAUGUGUGCAUAGCCCUUGACUGGAAAUGCGAUGGCGACAACGACUGCGGGGAUUUCUGGGAUGAGACCCAUUGCGGCGGAGUAGAGAACUGCACCUCUGAUCAGUUCCACUGCGCCAACGACCUUUGCAUCCACAAGGACUGGGUGUGCGAUGGGGACAAUGACUGCCGGGACAACUCUGAUGAAACAAAUUGCACUAAGGGCAAGUGUAGAGAUAAUCAGUUCAUGUGUGCGGUCGGAGAAUGCAUCUCCCUGCACUGGCGGUGCGACAAGGAGGGCGACUGCCCUGACAACUCCGACGAGAUAGAAUGUCCAAUUGAUCUACUAAGAUGUGGCGAGAAUGAGUUUCAAUGCGACAACAAGCGCUGCAUCCGCAAGAGUUUCCAAUGCGACGGGGACAACGACUGCGGGGACUGGACCGACGAGGACACCUGUCCUAUGAUGCCGGGGAACUGCAAUGCCGGAGAGUUCAAAUGCAGUGACGGAAAGUGCAUCCCAGAACGAUGGAGAUGUGACAGUGAAAGAGACUGCUCUGAUGGCGGCGACGAGCUCAACUGCGAGCCUCAUACCAUACGCAAUUGUACCCCCGACGAGUACAUGUGCGCAGAGCGACGAUGCAUUUUGAAAACCUGGAUAUGCGAUGGAGUUCGAGACUGCGUGGACGGUGAAGACGAAAUGAAGUGCAAAGUGUUUUGCGAAGAAGACCAAUACAUGUGUAAAUCUCAAGAAAAUCUCAUCAGCAACGCAUUCCGAAAUUGCGUAAACAGGAAGCAUGUUUGUGACGGGAUGAAAGAUUGCCCUAAAGGAGAUGAUGAGGAAAAAUGUCCAGUGAAAAGAAAAUGCGGGCCAGAAGAUAAGUGUGAGAAACUAUGCAUCACUACGCAUGAUGGUCUACCUGCCUGUGACUGUCCAUUGGGAUUCUUGUUGGACGAUGAUGGAAAAAGUUGCCGCGAUAUCGACGAGUGCAUGUACGAACAGGAUCCAGUAUGCUCCCAGACCUGUUCCAAUACGAUCGGAAGCUUCCGCUGCGGGUGCAUGACUGGAUAUGUCCUGAGACCUGAUGGACGGUCUUGCAAGCCUACUGGGGAAUCGCCAUCACUGCUGUUCUCUAACAGGAUUGGGAUACGUCAGGUGUGGUUGACUGGGGACAACUACAUGUCGGUGGUAAAAGGCUUGCAUAAUGCAGUUGCGUUGGACUAUCAUUAUGAGAAGAAACUGGUGUUCUGGACUGAAAAUAACCUGAGGGUGAUACGCGUUGCUCAGAUGAACAACAACAACAUGACAGAUGUAAUAAGAUGGGGUUUAGAAACACCUGGUGGCGUCGCAGUCGACUGGAUACAUAACCUGAUUUUCUGGACGGACUCUGGUACAAGGCGUGUGGAGGUGGCUAAUCUAGACGGGUCCCUGAGGGCGGUCAUAGCAGCCAACGACUUGGACAAACCCAGGGCUAUAGCCGUCCAUCCAGGAGACGCUCUAGUGUUUUGGACUGAUUGGGGACCGAAUCCAAAAAUAGAACGUGCCGAUAUGGACGGCAGCAGGCGGAAAACAGUAAUAUAUGAUCAUAUCGUAUGGCCUAACGGACUGACCAUUGAUUAUAUGGAGUCAAAGAUAUACUGGGCUGACGCUAAACAUCAUGUCAUCGAGAAGGCUACAUUUGAUGGAAGGGAAAGGAAACGGAUCACGAAUAAGGGACUCCCUCAUCCCUUCGCCAUGACGUUGUUCGAGGACGCAAUAUAUUGGACGGACUGGCAUACGAAAAGUAUAUCGACGGUGAACAAAAAGACUGGGAGGGGAAUACAAACCGUUCAUGCCGGCUUGAACGUUCCCAUGGAUAUUCAUAGCUACCAUCCUCUCCGGCAGCUGAAGACGUACAAGAACCGCUGCGGAGGCAACAACGGCGGUUGUUCUCAUCUCUGCCUACCUUACAGCGCUGGCAGAACUUGCCGAUGUCCCGUCGGCUUUAGUCUCAGUUCUGAUGGACAAACAUGCGAUGAAACUCCAGAGAAACUAUUGCUUUACGCUCGUCGCAAAGACAUUAGAUUAAAGCAACUGAAUCCAAGAAAACCGAUGGAUUCCUUAGACAUGGUGAUACCCGUGGAGAAUAUAAAGUCUGCCGUAGCACUGGACUGGGACCACAACACCAACUCGAUUUUCUGGACGGACGUGGAAAAGGACACUAUCAACAAAGCCUAUCUGAACGGCUCACACCAAACAAUCAUUGUUGGAUCCAAUCUUAUCUCUCCUGCCGGUUUGGCUUAUGACUGGAUCACCAACAAGUUGUAUUGGACUGAUGCCGGCACCAACAGGAUAGAAGUGGCCAAUGCCAACGGGAGUAUGAGAACUCUAUUAGCCUGGGACAAAAUUGAUAAACCAAGAGAUAUCGUUGUGGAUCCAAAAGGAGGUGUUAUGUAUUGGUCUGAUUGGGGUGCUGUGCCAUGCAUCGAGCGAGCUGAUAUGGACGGCGGGAAUCGUAGAAGGCUUAUAUUUGGCGACAUGACUUGGCCAAACGGAUUGGCACUGGAUCUUCCCAAUGACCGCAUUUACUGGUCCGAUGGUGGAAACAAAACUAUCGAAUACGCUUUCCUCAAUGGCACCGGGCGUAAAGUACUGAUUGGAACACACCUCACUCAUCCCUUUGGUCUGGAUCUGUAUGGAGAUGAGGUAAUCUGGACUGAUUGGGAGACACAGUCGAUCCAGGCCGCUAACAAAUUUACCGGAGCCAACCGGCGGACAUUAGGCGCUGGCGUAGCUGGACUCAUGGAUGUGAGGGUGUUUCACAAGGAAAGGAUGAGCGUCCCAAGUCGAUGCGGAAAGAAUAAUGGUGGGUGUUCUCAUCUUUGUCUUCUGAAACCAGAAGGACGCUCAUGUGCUUGCCCGAUUGGAAUAAAGCUACACAAGGACGGCAGAACGUGCGCUUUAGGUCCCGUUAACUUCUUGAUAUUUGCUCACCGCGUGGAUAUUCGAAUAGUAUCUCUGGAUGUACCGUAUUUGAUUGAUGUUGUGCUGCCACUGCCGCCCUUGAAAAAUGCCCUGGGGGUGGAUGUUGACCAAAAGACUGGUCAAAUUUAUUGGACGGAUACUGGAGAAAGAAAAAUUCAACGUUGCAAUAAAGGUGGAGACAAUAUUGAGACUAUUGUAGGAAAAGGACUCCAUACAGCUGACGGCAUCGUUAUCGAUUCAUCAGGUCGAAAGAUUUACUGGACCGAUGGGGGACGCAACAGCAUAGAAGUUGCAGAACUCAAUGGCAAUAACAGAAAAGUUCUCGUUUGGACUGGUUUAGAUUCACCUCGAGCUAUAGCUUUACACUACGAACAUGGCUACAUGUUUUGGUCUGAUUGGGGACAAUCAGCCAAAAUUGAAAGAGCGGAUAUGGAUGGCAAAAAUAGACAAGUCAUCGUGGAUAACAACAUCAAAUGGCCAAAUGGCCUCGCUAUUGACCGCACCGAAGGUCGUCUUUACUGGAACGAUGCUAAAGUCCUCACAAUAGAAAGUUCAGAUUUCAACGGUAAUGACCGUCGUACUGUCCUCAGCAACGUUCCGUAUCCUUACGGCAUUGUGAUUGUUGGCAAACACAUCUACUGGACUGAUUGGAAAACCAAAGCUUUACAUAGAGCUGACAAAAAUAACGGUAGGGAUCCUCUGGUGAUCAGAGAAAAUCUGGAAGGGCUUAUGGACAUAAGAGCUGUUCAGGGCGAGCGAAUACCAGAGGAUGUGUGUGGCCAUAACAAUGGCGGAUGUUCCCAUCUUUGCUUGCGAUCUCCACAUGGCCACUCCUGUGCCUGUCCAACAGGCAUACUUUUCGAAAACGAGACCGAGCCAAAUCCCAAAAUAUGUAAAAAACAUCCCGACAACUUUUUGGUAUUUGCCACAAGGGGAAGCGUGGCUAUGAUAUCUUUAGACACGCCUGAACAAUGGGACGUCACGUUACCAUUGAAAGACGUAAUGAAUUCAAUCGCAGUCGAUUAUCAUUGGGAACAAAAACUGAUAUUCUUUACAGACGUUAACCAUGACGUCAUACGGUCCAUCAACAUGCUGAAUAUGAGUGACACCAAAGUAAUUAUAAGAGAAAGGCUUGAUACGCCUAAUGGUAUUGGAGUUGAUUGGAUCGCUAAUAAUAUCUACUGGACUGACAAUGAGUUCAAGGUCAUAGAAGUGGCAAGAUUAGAUGGAUCUUGUCGAAAAACCUUGAUUACGGGUUUGACAGAACCAAGAGCGUUAGCUCUAUUCCCGGCAAAGGGAUAUCUUUAUUGGAGUGACUGGGGAGAACAUCCUAACAUAGAAAGGUCAUUCCUUGACGGAAGCCAUAGAAAAAUAAUAGUCAAACAAGACUUAGGUUUCCCUAACGGCAUAACCAUAGAUUACAAAGAAAGAAGAUUGUACUGGACUGACGCGCUCAAAGAUAGAAUUGACACGUCUGAUCUGAACGGGGAUCACAGAGUCCAGCUGGUCCCAGAAGCUAAAAAUCCCUUUGGCAUGACACAGUUCAACGAUUACAUUUACUGGACGGAUUGGUACAAGAAGUCCAUAAUGAGAGCAGACAAAAGAACGGGCAAGAAUGUGACAGCCAUACGAACGGAUUUGGAAAUGGCUAUGGAAAUCAAGGCCGUGUCGGCUGAUAAACAACACGGGUGGAACCCUUGUAAAGAGGAGAAUGGAGGGUGUUCCCAUCUGUGUCUGUUCAGGGUGCAUGAUUAUAUCUGCGCAUGCCCUGAUGAACCAGAUUCGAGACAAUGCUCAACAGUACCAAAAACGCGCGUGGACAGCAAAAUGCCGCCUCACUAUCCCGAGUCGUACGACUACUCCGAUAUGACUCGUAACGAUCUCCCGCCAAAACCCACCAUGGCGCCCGAAACCAGCUUCGGAGCUAUCAUCAUAGUUGUAGCUAUCAUACUGAUCCUUAUUAUAGGGAUACUCGUUGUCGCCUUCGUUUGUGUAAAAAUCAAUCGCGAACGCGGUGGCGAACUGAAAGAGAACUACCGAGAGUCGAGCGGUCACAUCUCCUUUCACAACCCUAACUACAGCUGUAACACCGGCGCGGGAGUUGAAGGCCUCGAGAGAACCACUAGGCCCAAUAGGUUUCAGGGCAUCUUCAAGUACGACAAAAGUCAGGAGCGCGUAACCAACGUGUAUAUCCCGGAGGGUACCAGUUUGCUCCCUCCGCCACCGCCGCCCCCGCACCGGCCUGCGACACACGACGACUUCGAACCAGUCACCCUGCAUCCUUUCGCCUGAACUAAACCACAAAUUGACGUAUAAAAAACAAUGGACAAUGGCUGUAGUGCGUAACUUACAUCCCGUUAAACGUCAUGUCCAAAUUGGACUGAGAACCCUGCAAGGCAAUUCUAAUGGAAUCCCUUAUUAACCAUUUUACGAAAUCCAACAUAGCUACAAACGAACUGUCACAGUGAAAGAAUAAUUACCAAGUUCUCAACAUUUACUCAGAUAUUCGCAAGUUAUGUGUCGCAAAUGAAGAUAACCUUAAAUUGAUAUUGUAUAAUUCUACAUAAUUAUGUAAAGUUAAACUUCCAUGUGCACUAUAAAGAAUACAGCAGUAAGGUUUUCUAUUUAAAAAAUAUGGAAUAACUUUAUUGCGUUUAUCGAUACUUAAUCGAUUUAUUUUUGCUCAUUCGGAUUUCGAUACCUAAUAAUCGUCAAUUGCAGAUUUUGAAAUCCGAAGGGAUGUUGUAGGUCGAUAAGAUCGCAUUGUUAGUAAUUAAAAGAAAUAUUUUGCGAUUAAAUUUGAAACAAGGUUUCAGUUGAAAAGUUUAGCUUAGUAAAGCUGUUAUUGACAGUUCUAUAAGAUUAAUUUCAGAUCAACUUAAAUUUUUAACGUAAUAUUCGUCGUUACUCCGUCAGAUAAAUAUGUGUUUUAUUAUGAAUAAGACAUGUAUGUUUACCAGUAUAUUUGAAUUAUUGUUAUAGUUUAUAGAAAUAGGCAAUUGGUUAUAGAUAAAUUAGAUGCUGAUGACUACACCAUGAUUGGAGAAUGGUGAUGUUAUGAGGGGCAUUCAAAUAUACAGGUUGGUUAAUUAUAACAAGAACAUUUUAUAUGAAGAUUAACAAAGCUUGCUCCAAUUCAUCAAUGGCAUAUUAACUAAAUGUAUUUGGGUCAAAUUGAUUAUUUAUUUACAUAUAAUAACAUCCAAAGCAAACACUUUGUCAUUGUCAUUAAAGUUAUCGAAAUAAAAAGUAGGUUAUAUUCUACUUCGCUAGCACACUAUGAAAGUCGGUACCCAUCUGUGUAACAGUAGGGCGUCCCUGGCGUGGUAGCGCAGUACACAAACAAGAAUUAGAAAUUAAUUAUCAAGUAUACAUGAUGAAUGGAUUUUAUUACUUUAUAUAUCUAAGUGAAUGGAGAAAACUAGGAAUAACAUUUAUUAUUUUUAUACAAGCCGUUUACCGCUCGCGAUGGCUCACGGGCGGCGGCUGUUAUAUAUUUAUUUAUUCGGUAGGUAUGGUAUAAAAGACGAGUAGAUGGUAUGGGAUCACAAGCAUGAAUACUGAAUUUCGGAAUGUUUGUCAAAAUUUAUGUAUAUUCCAAGAUCAUUGACUUCUGAAGAAUUGCACAAUAUUUACGAAAACAUAAAACAAAAUACUGACGAUCUCUUUAUGGUUUUGUUUGAAUAAAAAUCCGCUAACUUAGAACUAAUUCACCAGGAAAAAUAUGGUGACAAUAAAAUAUCAAUGUAAAUAGUUAGUUUUAAUUACUUAUGACAUUUUUGUCAAACAAAUCUGUAUGAAUAUUGGAUUGUAAAUAAUAGUUUAUUUAUAUUAACUUGAUACGUUAUAGUAUGACAUUUUUUUUUUAUUACCGAUGCACUCUGUGCAUUUGUAUUCCAAAACUAUGCACACGUCAUAUCACACCGAUACUUAGUUAAUAACUACGUUUGUCACAAAAAAAACAAUUAAUUAUUUAAUCAAUAUUUACUCUCGGUUUCUGGAUUGCAACACCAGAGGGCGUAAUGAAGUUUCACAGGGUGUUUUAAUCUAAGGUAGUAUAGGACGGGAGGCAACGGAUAACUGAUAAAAUACAAUUAUAUACAACAAUCAAUAUUUUUUAUUAAAUAUAUUUUAUUUAUACGUUAUCCCGCAAUAACUUGUUCGAAACGUGUCUCUCAAUCGCCACGCAAGUUCUUUCAAGUAACGAAUCAAUUGAUUGAUCAAGUCGAUUCGUGCACCCACCGUUAUAUUAUUCUUCUAAAGAAUUCAGCACGUGUGUAUAUUAAAAUAUUGUAACAUAUAAAUUAUAUAACAUAUACGAUAUAAGUGUACUAAUAAACAUUUAACACUCAAAUGCAGUGUUUUGAAUGCAUUUAAAAUUAUUAUUUUGGUAUUUAAAUAGCGCCUAAUAGUCCAAAUUAGUUUUGUAAUGUGUAAAAAUCGUUACGCAGAAGAAAAAAAUAGACAAGGUGUCAAACUAAAUCCGCCCCAGUUGCAAGUUACUACAUGAUCAAUGAUAUAUAUUUAUUGUGACUAUUCCAAUAAAGUACUCUAAAUGUACAUCUUUUGCCCUCUUUUAUUCAAUUUAUUAGGAAUAAAUUGUUUAUUUUUCUUAAGAAGUACCCAACACGCGAAUUUUCCUUUUUUGAAUCAAAGAGGUUAAGAAGGUCAUCUGCUAGUAAAGAAUAUUACUAUGAGGUUUCAUCUUAGUUUUAAGGAUAUAUUUUAUGUAAAUUGUUUUGUUAAAUAGCUUAUAAGGAAAGUGAAGUUUAAAAAUGUGAGUGCUGUGAUACCAGAUGCUUUGUGAAAUUUUGAAUGGGUUAUCAAUGAUGGAAAGCUAAUUUAUACGUAUAUAUAUAUUUAUAUUACAUGAACUAUUGCAUUAAAACUUUAUUUUAAUAAUCAUACCAAUGUAACGAAGUCGAAUUAACUUGCAAAAUGCACAAAUAUGCACACACCUAACGCACAACGCGUAUUUAAUGUUGUAAUUAUUGGAUAAAAUAUUAUUAUUUCAUAUUUGUUUGAAUAAAAAUAAAAAGAAAAAUCUUGAACAUGCUGAGUGUGCCAAAUUAAAUUUCCUUUUUUCAUAACUUUUGUUACAAUUACACGUAAGUAAUUUAGGUAAUAAAUAAACAGCUUUUACACCU
This is a messenger RNA of Amyelois transitella, 8858 nucleotides long. RefSeq names its product low-density lipoprotein receptor-related protein 4 (gene Lrp4). Bases 292 to 6003 code for a protein of 1903 amino acids. The transcript has 35 exons. The record is from RefSeq and is a predicted model, not a curated record. Gene Ontology annotation, molecular function: calcium ion binding; protein binding. Lineage: Eukaryota; Metazoa; Arthropoda; Insecta; Lepidoptera; Pyralidae.